Molecule: messenger RNA, 756 nt
Organism: Rotaria sp. Silwood1
Lineage: Eukaryota; Metazoa; Rotifera; Eurotatoria; Philodinida; Philodinidae
Source: the annotation of a GenBank genome assembly
AUGAAUGUACAAGAAAAAUCAUCUAUUCAUAAUGAUCUAUUACAAUAUGAUAAUACAUAUUCUCAAUCAUUUACUUGUUUAAAUGAUGUUUCAUUUGAUUCAAACAAUUAUUUUUAUAAUCAACAACAAUAUCAACAACAAUAUUAUCCACAAUAUUAUUUUCAAUCAUUAUCAAAUGAUGAUUCAAAUUAUUAUCAACAACAACCGAAUAUAACAUAUUCACAAUACAAUUCAUCACAAUCAUACAAUGAAUCUUUAAGUAUUAAAUCAAAUGAAAAUCAAAAUGAUUUAUCAUCAUUAGCAGUAGGAUCAAAUUCAAAUAAAAAAAAACUUUCAACUGAUAAUACUAAUAAUAAUACUAAUAAACGACCAAGACGUUUACGUACACAUUUUACAUCAAGUCAAUUACAACAUCUUGAAAUGACAUUUACUUAUAACAUAUAUCCAGAUGUUAAUUUUCGUGAAGAAAUCGCUGCACAAACAGAAUUAACUGAAGCUAAAGUUAAAGUUUGGUUUAAAAAUCGGCGAGCGAAAUUUCGAAAAAAACAAAAAGGAAACAACGGUUCAUGUUUACCAUUGCCUUUACCACCACCACCAGCAUUACCUCCGCCACCUCCAUCUUCAAUGAAUCUCGAACAACCAUCUCUUUGGGAAACAACAAUAACAGGAGAAUCUUCAUCAUCAACAAAUGAUUAUUCAAAUCCACAGGCCAGUUAUUAUCAUCAUCAUCAUCAUCAUACAUGGUGGACAGGAUAA